CGGCUUUUUCGCGCCCUCUCCACAGGGUCCGGCCUGCCACUACCGUGCAGACCUGACGCUGGCUCAACACCUGUGACCGCACGUGUGCGCCCCGGCCGCAUCUGCAGUCACAGCCUGUGGCCACCUCCACCCACCAGCGCUGGUGGCUACAAUCCUCCAUCCACACUUGUGGCCCCCACACCUGUCCCACCGGGUCACACCUGUGACACUCGGCCACGCUCCCUGUGGCCGCAGCCCGACACCUGCAGUAAUAUUUACGGUGAUUCCUGUCGGGACCCGCCUCCCGCCCCCGGACAGAGAUGGCCAAAGCUCCCGAAAGGAACGCCCCGCGCCCACGUUUUGGGGAUUGGCUGCUGAGCCAGGUGAGCAGCGGCCACUACGCGGGGCUGCGCUGGCUGGACGAGGCCCGCACGCGCUUCCGUGUGCCCUGGAAGCACUUCGGGCGCAGGGACCUGAGCGAGGCAGACGCACACAUCUUCAAGGCCUGGGCGGUGGCUCGCGGCAGGUGGCCUCCCAGCAGCCUCGGAGGUGAUCUGCUGUUCUCAGAGGCUGCCCAACGCGCUGGCUGGAAAACCAACUUCCGCUGCGCGCUGGAGAGUACGCGGCGCUUCGAGCUGCUGCAGGACAACUCGGGCGAUCCCGCUGACCCGCACAAGGUGUUCCAGCUGCUCGCAGGGCCGCAAUGCACAAAUGGGGGCCACCUGCCCUCUGCCAAGGGGCCCCAAGUGCUGGCAGCCCAGCCGCUUGCUCCCGGCCCUAACGCCUCUCGCGGUGUGGCAGAGGAAGCUGUUCUGGGAGAUGCCCCACCUGCACAGAUGGCCUUGGCGGCAGACUGGGGGGCUGGGGACCCCAGCCCUCUGGCUGGCCUACCUGGCCCCGGAGAGGACAUCUUACUUCAGGCUCUGCAGCAGAGCUGCCUAGAAGCUUGGCGGGUAGACCCGACCCCACCCCAGCCUCUAGGCCCGGGGCUGCCUGCUGCAGAGCUGUUUGCCACCCCAGGCCCUCGGCCCGCACUCCCAGCUAUGCAGGCAGGUGAGGCCUCAUGUGGCUGGCCCACGCCACCCUCACAACCUGCUGUGCACACAGAGCCCAACCCUGGCAUCCUGGAUGUGACCAUCCUCUACAAGGGCCACCAGGUUCUGCACAAGGUGGUGGGUCAGCUGAGCUGCGUGUUCCUGUAUGACACCCCGAGCCAAGCCUGGGGGCUCCCAGGGCCCCAGCAGGUGGCCUUCCCCAGCCCUGCAGCGCUCCCAGACCAGAAGCAGCUGCGCUACACGGAAGAGCUGCUGCGACACGUGGACCCGGGCCUGCAGCUCGAGCUGCGGGAUGGAGGACUGUGGGCCCUGCGCAAGGGCAGGUGCCGGGUCUACUGGGAGGUGGGCGGGCCCCUGGUCUCCGACAGGCCCUCCUCCCCCGCCCGGCUGCUGGCACGCAACUGCAGUACCCCCAUCUUCAACUUCGGGGUCUUUUUCCAAGAGCUUGCAGAGUUCCGGGCACAGCUUCGCAGGGCCUCCCCGAACUACACCAUCUACCUGGGCUUUGGGAAGGACCUGGCGGCUGGCAGGUCCAAGGAGAGAAGCCUGGUUCUGGUCAAGCUGGAGCCAUGGCUGUGCCGCGCCCACCUGGAGGAAGCACAGCGCCAGGGCCUGUCGUCCCUGGACAGCAGCAGCCUGGGCCUGUCCGUGUCCAGCACCAACAGCCUCUACAACGACAUUGACAAUUUCCUCAUGGAGUUGGCUGCCUCAGAGCCCCAAUAAAGAGCACCCUGCGAACCA
Ochotona princeps (American pika) is the source of this 1775-nucleotide messenger RNA. RefSeq names its product interferon regulatory factor 7-like. The record is from RefSeq and is a predicted model, not a curated record. Gene Ontology annotation, cellular component: nucleus. Gene Ontology annotation, biological process: regulation of transcription by RNA polymerase II; immune system process. The transcript has 6 exons. NCBI's taxonomy places the organism in Eukaryota, Metazoa, Chordata, Mammalia, Lagomorpha, Ochotonidae. Gene Ontology annotation, molecular function: DNA-binding transcription factor activity, RNA polymerase II-specific; protein binding; RNA polymerase II cis-regulatory region sequence-specific DNA binding. The coding region runs from base 300 to 1757 and encodes 485 amino acids.